This is a messenger RNA of Patiria miniata (bat star), 2285 nucleotides long. RefSeq names its product nuclear RNA export factor 1-like. Gene Ontology annotation, molecular function: protein binding; RNA binding. The transcript has 20 exons. Gene Ontology annotation, biological process: poly(A)+ mRNA export from nucleus. Gene Ontology annotation, cellular component: cytoplasm; nucleus. The coding region runs from base 156 to 2216 and encodes 686 amino acids. The record is from RefSeq and is a predicted model, not a curated record. Lineage: Eukaryota; Metazoa; Echinodermata; Asteroidea; Valvatida; Asterinidae.
GGAAAUCGUAUGGAGUUGAUCACGAAAGAAUUCCAGAAACAGUACCACAGGUUUUUUCCGCAAAAUGGUGCCGUAAUUUGCUGCAGCUUCGCAACCGAAGUGCUUCUUGUACGAAGGGGUUUUAAACUCAAAUUAGAACGUUAAACUGAGUCAAGAUGUCCAGAAGAAACAAUCGGAACAGAGACGGAGGUCGCAGUCAACAGUUUUACGGCCACGACGACCGAGACCGAGAUGAUGGUCACCAAGGUAACCAAGGUAACCAAGGUAACUGGAGGGGAGGACAUUCUGGAGGCAGCGAUCACUGGCGAGGGAAGAACCGCCGAGGUGGCAGAGGAGGAGGAGGAGGGGGCCCACCUGGCCGAGAUGGACCAUCGGGAGGAAAAUGGCAAAGGGGUAAAGGACCUAGGAGGGGUGGAGGCAGUGAUAGGGGUGGAUACCAAGGACCACACCCACGCUCCAGGUUCGCUGAUGAGGAUGGCGAUGUGCAGAUGGGAGACAUGGAAGAAAGCUCCAACCAAAGAUUCAACCCCUACGGCCGGCCGAACAGUAGACGAGGGAACCGUCCCAAGAACAGAGACUCCCGAGGAAGCGGCAGUGCUGGGUCCAUGUCCAGACUGGGUCUACCGAUCAACCCUGGAGAUAGGAGUAGGGACAGGGGUGCUUCAGGACAGAGCAGGCAUAGUGGAAAGGGUGGGAAAGGGAGCGGACAGACGUGGAUGAAGAUCACGAUACCCUAUGGAAAGAGAGUGGAGAAGGAGUGGCUUCUCCGCAGCUUACAGAAUAUCUGCACAGUACCCUUCAUUCCCUUGGAGUUCCACUAUGAAGGUGAUUUAGCGGUGUUCUGCGUGGACGAUAUUGCAACAGGCAAUGCACUAAGAAAUGUCAGUAAUCGCAUUACAGCCAAAACGGGACACAAGAUUAUAGUCAAGACCAGGCCUUGUCAUCCUAUGACAUUGGACGCCCAGGAUUAUGAAGUGCUGAAGGUGUGUCUUAGUGAUCGCUACGAUCCGUCCACGAAGUCCCUCAGUUUGAAGGCGUUGCUGAAUGACGAAGGGCUUAAGAGUAAAGAUGUGAUGGGUAUACUGAGUCGAAAUCACAUCAUGGAAGGUGUGAUCAAAAUCAUAGCUGAGAAUAUCCCAGAGGUCCUAGCCAUUGAUCUCAGCAACAACAGACUGUUCAGCUUUAAAACCUUCAGCAAACUGGCAGAGAAAGCCACACAGUUACGGAGUCUGAAUCUUGGCACCAACAGUAUUCGAAACGAGGGCGACCUGGAGCCAAUCAAAGAAUUCAAACUGGAGGAGCUGUUUUUAGAAGGCAACGAAAUCGCCAACAAGCCCAACUACAGAAGCAUCAUUCGGCGACAGUUCCCCAAGAUCAUCAGACUAGAUGGACAAGAUCUCCCACCGCCCAUUGCCUUUGACUUGGAGUCACCCACGGUCUUACCGCCAGUACAACACAGCUACUUUGGGACUAGCACUAUCAAGAAACUGCUUGUGAGAUUUGUUGAACAAUAUUUCACAGUGUUUGACUCUGGCGACAGGCAGCCAUUCAUUGAGAUUUAUCAUGACCAGGCUUGCUUCUCAAUGACGUUUCAGAAUGCCUCGAAUUCCAGCCCUUUCAUGAGGAAAUACCUAUCUCAGAGCCGCAAUCUGCUGAAGAUAAGGGACCCUAAUCUUGAGAUGAAACUGUUUAAGUACACCAAGCUGUCUGUGGUAGCCCAUCUGAAUGAGAUGCCACCGACACAACACGACACCAACUCAUUCCAAGUGGAUCUGUUCAUGGCACAGGGCAAUCUGAUUAGUUUCACCCUGAAUGGCAUCUACAAAGAGUUCAGCAGCAACCGGUCUUCAUCUCAUCUGGUUGCAUUCAGUCGCAUGUUCCUAGCCGUGAUGCAGCCUCCAACGCUGUGUAUCAUUAACGACCACCUGACGAUCAAAGAGCCAACGCGCGCUCAGCUCAAGGCAGCCUUUGCCUCCCCUGCCCCCACCCCUUCCCCUAGCCCAGUGACGGUCCCCCAGGGAUCACUUUCCCCCGGCCACGGCCUGACAGCCCUACAGCAAGAGAUGGUAGCCAAGUUCAUCAAGGAUUCCAACAUGAACGCCGAGUGGUCUAUCAAAUGUUUAGUCGAGAAUGAGUGGGAUUACGAAAAGGCUGGCAUUUCAUUCACAAUGUUGCAAAGGGCAGGCAAGAUACCAGUGGAGGCAUUUGUCAAGUGAACCCAAGAAUUGUAACAGAACACCUGUCAACAACGAGGUGAACUGAUUGUUGCUUAGCAUUGUAAAUUA